Messenger RNA from Trichobilharzia szidati, 660 nucleotides. The record is from the annotation of a GenBank genome assembly. Lineage: Eukaryota; Metazoa; Platyhelminthes; Trematoda; Strigeidida; Schistosomatidae.
AUGAAUGAUCGAUUGUCUCGUAUAUAUAAUCAAGGAAGUAUUGUCACAGUUGACUCCCGAGUAUCUUUGAUCACAAAAAGUCUACAAACAAACAUAUUGGUAUCUAAACCAAUGGUACUUAGACGUUCUACUAAAAGAGCUGCUCCAAGGAAAUCUGAGCCUGCUCCCGAAGAAAGGUCUUUCGUUAACCCAUCGUCUGUCAGCCUGCAUCUCUUCUGUCCUAUAUGCCAGGAGGCAUUUUCUAAUCCUCAACGUGCACCAUGCGGCCAUUCAUUUUGCAAAAGUUGUAUCGACCCGUGGAUUCGUGACUCGCCUACCUGUCCGGUUGAUCGUUUGCCUAUCCCAAAAGGAUCCAUGCACCAUGAUUUCAUAGUUGAAAAUAUAAUAGGCGAAUAUAUGGUAUCAUGUCCUUGGCGUUCUCUAGGAUGCGAUUUUAUCGGUCGCUUGUGCGUUCUACCCAGUCAUAAAAAAACGUGUCCAAUGAAUCCUGAACUUCUUCCUGCAGAAUUACGUAAUCGUGUUAUGGCUGGUUUACAAAAUACAACAACAAACAGAAAUCAAUCUUCAGACUUGAAUUGUUAUUCUUAUAAUGAAAAGUUAUCGAAAGCUCGACAGGAACCUGCCCCUCCCUAUCGAGCUUUCGAUGACUUUUCAUUAUAA